AUCGUGUGUGGUAGCUACCGCGCGAGGUCGGCAUCCAUGUCCGCUGUAUCCUGCAUGGGCGGCGACAAUCCUACUCCUUCAGCUUUGGGGGCCUCGAUAAAUAAGUCCUGCGAUCGCACGUAGCUACGCCUCACGGAAUUGAGCGCUCGAGCUUAUUCCUUGGGAGGAUACUGUGCAUGGGCCAACUGCAGCUCUGCAUUCAUGAGUAGUCGUCCUUGAGAUCCAGCUACCGCGUUGAAGGCCAGUCUGAGUACUUAGUAGCCCUGUUGCCUUCUUUCCCUCUUUAUACAUGGAGAUGUGUGAAGCUUUUGUUUAAAGCUACCAAAAUCAAAGCUUACAGUGCAUUCUUCAACUCUUCUAGCGAUAGAUUACUCGGCGUAGGAUGAACAAAUGGCUAACAAAGCUUAUGACAUAGACGCGGUGUCGAUCCGCACCUCCAACCACGGGUCAUUUCAGAACGAACUAGAUCAGUUAUCACAACGAUGCAGCCAGAGCCAUGCGUAUCCAAGGCCUGAUCUUGAAGGUUUGAGCAGUCAUCUUCGUAGCACCAACUUUGGACGACAUGGAAGCGACGCUUAUGUUCCUGGAGAUGUAGAGGCAGACAUUAGAGACAGUAUUGCCGUUGUACAUGACUUGGUCACCGGCAAUCAAACUUGUUUCGACCCCACAACAAAAGGGCUAAACGAGUUCACAGCCCUUGAACAAGAUGGAACAUCCCUAGUUUUCAUCCGUGGACACGCCUCGUCGCAAUGGCUUCGCAUAAUCGCUGAGAAAUAUAAGAUUCUGCCAGAACUUUUUCGCCGACACUUGCAAGGCAGAGCGUUCAACUUAGAGCCGCGAAAUUUAUAUUCCUUCCCUUCAUUACCUUCAACUUCUUCACGAAUCAUCCAAUUAACCAUCUCGACGAUAUGCUCCCGAGGCAUAAACCCCUACUCUGCGGAGCCCGAAGAUCUGGAAGCUGCCCGAGAAAUUGAGGCAGAAGGACUUACCAGAUACUUUCAAAAGCUUCGGAGUGAGGCGAAAGUCGCUGAUUCAAUUAUCCGGAACUGCUACCUGGUGAGCGAGCAAGAAUAUGUGCUGGAACAGACCAUAUCGAUCGAGAUCAACCAAUCUCAUACGUCGUGGCGAGCAGUUGUAUGGCUAGACAGUGGCAGAGAUCUAUCCAAGUGCACCAACGGGCCUUGGUGUCCGCGCCCUGGCUCGCGACCGUGGGAGACAUAUUUCUAUCCUGUCAUUGUGCAUCAAGAUGUUGAACAUGCCACGAAUGUUCGACACGAAAACUUCUCGGCUCCAUCCAUGACCACCCUUCCUCGGACGAACACUUUUCGGAAGCCUAUAGCAAAACCGAAUGAACCGAAUGACGAAUGGAGAGCUGCGCAGAAUAUUUGCAUGAUUCCAAUACAAUAUGGAUAUGGGUUGGACCUUGAGGUGGCUCGCAAGGACGCACUGUAUGCACUGAGCGAGCUGUUUCAGUUCGCCGCAGCAUCAGAGUCCCAGUGCUUGAACCUACUGCAGAGCCGCAUAGAGCAUGAACUUUCCUUCAUCGGCCAAGAGGGACUAGGAAGAUAUAAUGCCAGUUCUCUACUCAAUCUGAGGUACAUCAAGACUGUUCUUACGUCACACAUACAACGGUUAGCCCAAAUAUUACGGACACUGGAGAAUCGCAAAAACAUGAAUUGGCCUUGUUCUCAUUCUCCAGUCGCCGAAAAGUCUGGAACUAGGCUGUUCAUUGACCUGAAUUAUCUUCUGUCAUGCGCACAAAACCUCAGCCUAGAGUGUGAACGUGGUAUUGGAACCCUGGCCGAUAGCUCUAUCUUGGAAGAAUCACGACGGACGCUCACUCAAGCAGAACGUGUUCGGAAGCUGACUGUGCUGGCCACGAUUUUCAUCCCCUUGACAUUCACAUGUUCAAUCUUCGGUAUGAACUUUGUGGAGCUUGGUACCGGAGAUCUUCACAUAUGGAUUUAUUUUGCAACGACUGUUCCUGUUAUCGGCAUGUCCAUAUUCAUGUAUAAUUUUGACAACAUCAAAAGACUUUUACGUUUCUAGAUAGAUAAUUAGAUAUAGAUCUAAGUCCUGGGUGCGACCUGUGGAGCGGAAGCAUGUACAUACAAAAAGCAUGUAUAGCAGCUGCACUUCGCAAGAGAAUGAUGUUAAUUC
This is a messenger RNA of Pseudovirgaria hyperparasitica, 2160 nucleotides long. RefSeq lists its product as uncharacterized. Gene Ontology annotation, molecular function: metal ion transmembrane transporter activity. Lineage: Eukaryota; Fungi; Ascomycota; Dothideomycetes; Acrospermales; Acrospermaceae. Gene Ontology annotation, biological process: transmembrane transport; metal ion transport. Gene Ontology annotation, cellular component: membrane. The transcript is spliced from 2 exons. The record is from RefSeq and is a predicted model, not a curated record. Bases 391 to 2049 code for a protein of 552 amino acids.